This is a messenger RNA of Nanorana parkeri, 963 nucleotides long. RefSeq names its product serine/threonine-protein kinase SBK1-like. Gene Ontology annotation, molecular function: ATP binding; protein serine/threonine kinase activity. The transcript is spliced from 3 exons. The record is from RefSeq and is a predicted model, not a curated record. The coding region runs from base 1 to 963 and encodes 320 amino acids. Gene Ontology annotation, biological process: peptidyl-threonine phosphorylation; peptidyl-serine phosphorylation. NCBI's taxonomy places the organism in Eukaryota, Metazoa, Chordata, Amphibia, Anura, Dicroglossidae.
AUGAACCUAAAUGAGAAACGCUGGAAUGAGAACUACCUGGAGGAAAUGCUACUUUUAACUUCUCAAAACCUAACGAUGAUUAAAGUUGAAGAUAACUAUACUAUUGUCAGAGAGCUGGGCAGUGGCUCCUAUGGACAUGUACUACUUGCAAUGAACCAAUCAAGAGGGAAUCUGAUGGCUCUGAAGUUCAUGCAAAAAAACACAACUGACCUUCACGUUUUCCUUAUUGAGUACUGCAUAUCCCUCUGCUUGUCAACUCACCCAUGCAUUAUCAAUACUUUCGGAAUUGCUUUUCAGACAGAAAGGCAUUAUGUGUUUGCCCAGGAGGUUGCAUAUGAUAAUCUCUUCUCCCUUAUGAAGCCUCAGGUUGGUGUGCCAGAAAAUUCAGUGAAGCGUUGCGCUAUCCAGCUUUCCAGCGCAAUAGAUUACAUGCAUAAGAAGGGUCUGGUUCAUCGUGAUAUAAAGCCUGAAAAUAUUCUCAUCUUUGAUAAAGAUUGUCGACAGAUUAAAUUAACAGAUUUUGGACUCUCCUGCCGAAAUGGAACAUCUGUGGAAUCAAUGCCUGAAAAUUUGCCUUACACAGCCCCAGAGAUGUGCCACCUUGGAGCAUCAGACAAGCUAAUCGCAAAUACAAGUUUAGAUACAUGGUCAUUUGGGGUUCUCCUCUUUUCCACUUUAACUGGAUAUUUUCCAUGGACGUCUGCAGUUACCUCUGAUAAUCACUAUGUAGAAUACACCAAAUGGCAAAGAAGCAAAAGGAUUUUCCGGGUUCCAAACCAAUGGAAGACAUUUAGUGAAGCAGCCAUAGAAAUGUUGACACAAUUGAUUGUCCCCGACCCAGCUAAGAGAUGUUCUUGCACAGAAAUCCUAAAGUUUCUGAAAGCACCCUGGAAGGUCAUCCUCGACAACAGCAAGACUACCAACCCUAAUGUUUUUAAAAACAAAAACUUUGCUUGGAGAUAG